GCAGGGACAGUGGGUAUGAUGGUAGAAGUAUGAUUAGCUUGGAUCCUGUAUGUACAUGUUUGAAACUUGUUCACACUUGCCUUAAUCAAUAUGUGGUUUGUUGGUUUCACUAAACACAUGGAGGGAGGGAUUUUCCCCCCUAAUUCAGCUGAGCUAGAGAAACACAUUCAUGACAUUGUAUCUCAGGGUCACUGCUGUCUGUUACGGCAGGGCUUUUUCUGGCAGGCAUUUGUUUUGAAGAGAAGAAACUCUUUGCAUUUAGGCUGGAUAUUUGUAGUCUUCUCUGGCUUGUUGUGGUAUGGAUUUUGCUUUUUUGUUUUUGUCUUUUGUCAUUAAUUGUGGAUAUGAACUUGGCAAGGCAUGUGUUUUGUUAGCUCAGGAAGGUCUCCUAGCAGUUUUUAGCAGCGUUUUACAAGAUGAGGAUUUUCAUAGCUUUUGAAGGAUUUUGUGAAGCUUUUGACAUUUCAUCAGACCAAACUGUGCAAGCUGUAAAACUGAUGAUAAAGGAUUAUUUCCACAUUCCACUUUCUGAAGACAAAAAAGGCAGACAAUAUUUGGAGCUGAUCUAUGCAGGAGCAAUACUGAAGGACAACUGGAUCCUUGCUGACAUAGGGAUAUCCGUUUCCUCGACUAUUAAAUGUGUUGUUAAGGAAGAAGACAAACCAGCCUUCUAUGUGUACAAUGCUGUAACCCAAGAGAAAGUGCCCAUUAAGGGGAGUAUUUAUCUUCUUGCUACAAAAGUGUCCCUUUUGAAAACACUGGUAACCCUGAAAUGUGGCUUUCCAAAUAGUGUUUAUUGUCUCAGGACUCCAGAGGGCAAGGAGAUGUACGACUGCAACACACUGAACGAUUACCAGUUAGAUAUAGGCACAACACUUCGCCUGGAUGUGUGGGAUGGAUGGAAAGAAUUCCUGACUGGGUGCCUCUUAGGAAACAAGCAUACAGUCCAACGCUUCCUGUCUGAUGAAGAACCAGUACUCAAAUAUCAAAAGAGGGUGGCUCUUUACAUGGCAGCAUUUUUUGGCCACCUUGAGCUCACGGCAUGGAUACUGAAACAGGGAGUGAGACCCAAUGAGGCAGUGGGUGUUCAUCCCUACCGAGAAUGGUGUCAGGAAACACAUCAUCCAGAUGUAACUAAAUGUCCAGUUCAUGCAGCUGCAGAAGCAGGCCAACUAAUUAUACUGAAGGCCUUUGUCAAUUAUAGUGUCUUGUGCGUAGAGUGCCAAAAUCCAGCAGGGCAAAUUCCUCUGAACAUAUGCAUCAAACACAAACAUAAGGAUUGUGUGCUAUAUUUAGUUACCAAAAUGUGGUCGGUGGUUUCUUAUCCUAAUUUUUCACUUCCCAUGAAGAUCUACAUUAAAUUAAAGCAGUGGCUGCUUAGGGCGCAGAGUCACAUCCUUACCACGAAAUGGCUUAACCAGGCUGUAGUCUUCAGAACACGAGUGGGGGACACUGUUAUCGUGGAUGGCUUCACAAAGCCGAAAAUGACUUCCAAAGCCAGGAUCAAGGCAGCAGGCAAUAAGGACUAUAAGUUACCAAACCUAACUGAUCAAACUCCACAUGAGAAAGAUUCAUGUUCCUUGACAGUUACAAAGGGGAACCAAACAGUAAUAAAGCUCAAAUUACCUCCAUUGGAAGAUGCGAAUAAACUCCCUAACAUACACAGACUUCACCAAAAGAAGAGUAUUAGAAAGAAGGCUGCUCAGCCUAGAAAAGAUGAAAGUAUGGACCAAAAUAUGUGUUUAGCUAAAGUUCCUCUGCCCCCUAUUUCAAGCCUCAGAAAUUCACGCCCUCCUUUCUACUAUUCAACACCUAAUGCUAAAUUGCUCUUAAAUUCCUCCUCUGAGUGUUUCUCAGAACACAAUGGAAGAACUCCAAGAGAUAAUGCAAUCUACUGCUUAGCUAUUGCCAGUGCAUUUAAAGAGAAACCAUGGCUUCAACAACUGGGAAUUGCAAGAACUCUAGCUAAGAAGAGUGUCUGCAAACCUGUAUACUGAUAAAGGCCUGAUUUCAUAUUGAAUGUUUCCAGGAACCUGUAGUUUGGGAAGAGAACCUAUGUUUGAAUGCUCUAACAAUAUCAAUGAUGUCCUAUUCAACAUGCAUCCUAAAUUCAAUUUUUUCCACCGACACAGUAAACGGAUAUGGUUAAUGAAGGUAUAUUAAUAAUACAUUACAUGAAGAUAAUGUAUAAAUCAUUAGUGGAUGCUCUGGGCUUUGUCUGUAACAGAUAUUUAAUCUCUGUACCUCUAAAGAGAAUAAAGAUUAAAUCAUGUGACAAAAAUAA
Molecule: messenger RNA, 2284 nt
Organism: Caretta caretta (loggerhead turtle)
Lineage: Eukaryota; Metazoa; Chordata; Testudines; Cheloniidae
Gene: ANKUB1
Product: ankyrin repeat and ubiquitin domain containing 1
Molecular function (GO): protein binding
Source: RefSeq, a predicted model, not a curated record